AUUAAAAGAAAAAAAAAAUCCUAAAUUCCAAAACCUCCUCCCUCGCUUCCUCCCUCGGACAAACAGAGAGACACUCCUCCUUUCUUGUUGUCUCCGACGGCCCGGAAACCCAAUCCAUGCCUUCUCCCUAAUCGAAAUGACCCCUACCCCUUUACUCCGGAGCCAAGAAACCGACAAGGAAACCAAGCCAACCACCAGUGGCAGCCGUGGAGGAGCUGCCAUGAGAGUGAUAGUGCCCUUACAGGGCGUGGUGCAAGGGAGAGGCGGUCUUGUUUUGGGCUCUGUAAUUCCUUGCGCUCUCUUUUAUUUUCUUCAACUGUACUUCAAAAGAAACCGUAACGACCCCAAAGAUAACACUGACACGCCUUCUCGGAGUUCUCCGGGGUCUUCUCCAUCUCCGUCGGUGGGUCAUCUAACAGAGCUUCAUGGGUUGCCCCGGUCUUUUUCCCGUGCCCAUCUAUCGCCAAGAAGUCCAAAUGCACCUAUUUCGGUUUCGGGUCGGGCUAAUUCGAUCGUGAAGAGUGCUGAUUCUCCUUACUAUGUUGGAUUGAAGAAGGCUGCGGAGGAUCCAUACGAUGAAUUGGGUAAUCCGGAUGGUGUUAUUCAGCUUGGUUUGGCUGAAAACAAGGUAACGUUGGAUUUAGUUGAGGAUUGGCUUGCGGAGAAUGCAAAUUAUGCAAUAUUGGGUGGAGAGUUGGGAAUCAGUGGGAUUGCUACUUACCAACCUUCUGAUGGAUUGAUGGAGUUGAAAAUGGCCAUGGCAGGAUUCAUGUCACAAAUGAUAGAAAAUAUUAUUUCCUUUAACCCCUCACAGAUAGUAUUGACAGCCGGUGCAACAUCUGCAAUUGAGAUGCUCAGUUUCUGCCUGGCAGACGCUGGAAACGCAUUUCUUAUUCCUACACCAUAUCAUCCAGGAUUUGACAGGGAUGUUAAAUGGCGUACAGGGGUGGAGAUCGUACCUGUUCCAUGCCGAAGCACUGACAACUUCUGUCUAAGUAUUACAGCUCUUGACCAAGCAUUCAACCAGGCGAAGAAACGUGGUCAAAAAAUUCGUGGGAUUAUAAUUUCAAACCCCUCAAAUCCUGUUGGCAAUCUGCUUAAUCGAGAAACACUUUACAGCCUUCUGGACUUUGCCCGAGAGAAAAACAUCCACAUAAUAUCUGACGAAAUAUUUGCAAGUUCCACUCAUGGUAGUGAAGAGUUUGUGAGUGUCGCAGAGAUUGUUGAUUCGGAAAAUCUUGAUCGGGAUAGAGUUCAUAUAGUUUACAGUCUAUCCGAGGAUUUGUCAAUUCCAGGUUUUAGCGUAGGGGCUAUUUACUCUUCCAAUGAGGACGUUCUGGCUGCUGCGAAGAAACUGACUAGGUUCUCAUCUAUUUCGGCCCCAACCCAACGUCUUCUUUUAUCCAUGCUUUCAGAUUCGAAAUUUAUUCAGAUGUUCAUUAAGAUCAACAGAGAGAGGCUUCGGAGAAUGUAUGAUCAAUUCUUGGCAGGGCUGAAGCAACUGGGCAUCGAGUGCACAAAAAGCAACGGGGGAUUCUACUGUUGGGCUGACAUGAGCGGACUAAUUUACUCAUACAGCGAGAAAGGGGAGUUUGAGCUUUGGGAGAAGCUGCUAAACAUAGCUAAGAUCAAUGUAACUCCUGGAUCUUGUUGUCAUUGUAUUGAACCUGGAUGGUUUCGUUUCUGUUUUGCUUCAUUGACUGAGAAGGAUAUCCCUGUAGUUAUACAAAGAAUUCGGAGGAUUUCUGAAACCUGUAAAUCUCACAGUUAAAAAAGCCAUUGAUUUACUCUAGAUAUGUUGUGUGAAGAUUUUUUUGAUAGCAAAAGUUACUUACUUUAAGCACUUGUUGGACUCUUGGGUGGAGGUGGCCUUCACUUCUAAUCCAAGAAGCACUUGCUAUGUAACUGAUUUUGGUCA
This is a messenger RNA of Tripterygium wilfordii, 1918 nucleotides long. RefSeq names its product probable aminotransferase ACS10. Gene Ontology annotation, molecular function: aromatic-amino-acid:2-oxoglutarate transaminase activity; pyridoxal phosphate binding; L-aspartate:2-oxoglutarate transaminase activity. The record is from RefSeq and is a predicted model, not a curated record. The transcript is spliced from 4 exons. NCBI's taxonomy places the organism in Eukaryota, Viridiplantae, Streptophyta, Magnoliopsida, Celastrales, Celastraceae. The coding region runs from base 137 to 1771 and encodes 544 amino acids. Gene Ontology annotation, biological process: biosynthetic process; amino acid metabolic process.